Peronospora farinosa is the source of this 1092-nucleotide messenger RNA. NCBI's taxonomy places the organism in Eukaryota, Oomycota, Peronosporomycetes, Peronosporales, Peronosporaceae. The record is from the annotation of a GenBank genome assembly.
AUGCUAAGGAGAGUUCUUCAUUGUGACAAAUGGCAACGCCUCAUGGUGUUAAUUCCGCACAACGGUCAACUACCUCGCUCCGUUUUUUCUCGAUCAAUGUCUUCUACAUCUACUGAGGUACUGAAAGAGCUCAUCGCUCAUGCUACACAUCGAGAUGUUCGUCCUACAGAAGAUUGUCAAUCAGUUGAUCGAGUUCCCGACGUCCAUGUGACGGCUGUAGUUCAUCCAAAUGCAGAGCUGGGGCCGAAUGUGCUCGUUGGCCCUUAUUCUGUCAUUGGACCAAAUGUGGUGCUGGAAGCAAAUGUUUGUCUACAAAGUCACGUGGUGAUUGAUGGCAAAACUCGUGUCGGGAAUGGUACUCAGGUUCACUCCUUUGCAAGAUUAGGUGGAGAACCACAGGACAAGAAACACCGGAUAGUUGCAGAGCAAAAGGCAAAGGAGUGGACACUGACGAUUGGCAGCAAUUGUGUCAUCCGCGAGCAUGUGACGGCGCAUAGCAGUACAUCGUACUCACAACUACCAACAUCCAUUGGUGAUGAUUGCUGGCUGCUUUGUGGGGCACAUGUGGCACAUGAUUCACAGUUGGGGAGACGUGUUGUAGUCUCAAACAAUGUGUGUAUUGCUGGUCAUGUGUCUAUUGGGGACGGAGCUAUCAUUGGUGGACUAGUUGGGCUUAAGCAGCAUGUGAGUGUGGGUCCCCUAGCUAUGGUAGGCGCACAGAGUGCAGUGGAUGGUGACGUGCUACCGUACGGCUUGGUUGUGGGCAAUCGCGCCAAGCUUGCAGGACUGAAUCUCGUUGGCUUGCGUCGUGCCGGAGUGUCACAAAGCAAUAUCAAACUGAUGCUGCAGGUGUACCGCUAUAUAUUUGGCAGACAUGACAGCCAGAAGACGGGGUUUGCGCCUUCACUCGAUUUGACUUAUAGGGAAACAGUGGUUGAGCGUGCGAUUGAGGCAAAACAGUUUUUGCUUGAUGAAGGGCUGGACGCUGAUCGAGGACCCAUGGUACACGAGAUGAUGGACUUUGUCCUGACUUCGCCACAGCGCUUCCGUUCGUCUUUGUGCCACGCGGUGAUUGCCACUUCUUCACAUUAG